Rhodotorula graminis WP1 is the source of this 501-nucleotide messenger RNA. Its product is annotated as 60S ribosomal protein L12. The transcript has 6 exons. The annotation marks the transcript as partial. Gene Ontology annotation, cellular component: ribosome; cytosolic large ribosomal subunit. NCBI's taxonomy places the organism in Eukaryota, Fungi, Basidiomycota, Microbotryomycetes, Sporidiobolales, Sporidiobolaceae. Gene Ontology annotation, biological process: translation. The record is from RefSeq and is a predicted model, not a curated record. Gene Ontology annotation, molecular function: large ribosomal subunit rRNA binding; structural constituent of ribosome.
AUGGCCCCCAAGAUCGACCCGACGGAGAUCAAGAUCAUCUACCUCAGGGCCACCGGUGGCGAGGUCGGCGCCUCGUCUGCCCUUGCCCCGAAGAUCGGUCCCCUCGGUCUCUCGCCCAAGAAGGUCGGCGAGGACAUCGCCAAGGCCACCGGCGACUGGAAGGGUCUCCGCGUCACGGUCCAGCUCACGAUCCAGAACCGUCAGGCUGCCGUCUCGGUUGUCCCGUCGGCGUCGUCGCUCGUCAUCCGUGCGCUCAAGGAGCCCCCCCGUGACCGCAAGAAGGAGAAGAACAUCAAGCACUCCGGCAACGUUGAGCUUGACGCCGUCAUUGACAUCGCGCGCACCAUGCGCGAUGUCAAGAAGACCCUCUCUGCGUCGCUCGCCAACGGCGUCAAGGAGAUCCUCGGCACCUGCCAGUCGGUCGGCUGCACCGUCGACGGCCGCCCGCCGCACGAUGUCAUCGAGGCCAUCGACUCGGGCGACGUCGAGAUCCCCUCCGAG